Nilaparvata lugens (brown planthopper) is the source of this 2749-nucleotide messenger RNA. RefSeq lists its product as uncharacterized. Lineage: Eukaryota; Metazoa; Arthropoda; Insecta; Hemiptera; Delphacidae. The coding region runs from base 138 to 845 and encodes 235 amino acids. Gene Ontology annotation, molecular function: calcium ion binding. The transcript has 7 exons. The record is from RefSeq and is a predicted model, not a curated record.
CUUUGACAUUUAUUGGCCAUUUUAAUUGGCGUUUAUUAUAUUAAUGUUUCAAGAGUGUUUGGUAUUGAAUAUCUUCAGUGAGUUUUUAGUUGUCUACGGUGAAGCUGCAGAAUAAGGUGGCAGCAUGAUGACGAUGCAUGUCCUGGCAAUUCUCAACUUUCUCUUCAUUGUUAUUGAAGGAUACCGUCCUUACUACAAUUUUAUUGAUGAUGGACACCAAUCUACCACUGGACAACCUUCAGCAUCAUCACAAUCACCCAAUCCUUCAAAGUUUCACAGGUUUUUGGAUGAUGGACAGCCAUCGCCUCCACCACAACGUACACCAUCACCACCACAACAUACACCAUCACCACCACAACGUACACCAUCAAUACCACAACAACAAACACAAGGACAAAAGAGGCAAGCACCAGAGGAAGCUUCAACCUCACGACGUCCAAAGAGGCAAAGGGGGUGUUACAAUGGCUCCAACCUCAAAAAUUGAAUUAUUUCAUAUACUGGACCAGAACAAAGAUGGAAGGGUAUCACGUGACGAUUAUGUAAGAAUAAUAAGAGGUGAUCUUUACCAGAAAAAUGAAGGAGUGAAAACCUUCUUGGACAAAAAAUAUAGAUCACAAGAGAGAGCUAACCGAUUUUUUGUUUUUGCGGAGUUCGGCAGUUAUAAAAUCGAUCUUUCCGAACUAAAUAAUGGAGGACCAUUCACAAAAGAUGACCUUGUAAGAGUUUUCAAUAUGAGAUCUGAUAUAGCUAAAAAAAUAGUCGAAAAUGAUACUAAUCGAACGAUCACAGCAACAGAUUUGGUAUCACAUUUUUUGGCCAGAAAUAUGAUGGGAGGUGAAAUAUGAAUAUUAAUAUUAAUCACCACAUGCAGUAGUUUAUUGGCGUGAUAAUUUGGACAGGACAGGCGCAUGUGGAAUCAAAGAUCCCAGCUUUGCAGCAUGCAGUAAUAGCAUAAUUAUUAUGAAUUUUCCUAUGUAAUUUAUUAUGCAGUGAGCUAUCAUCGUUUGGAAUGAGAAGAUGGAAAUGAUUUAAAAGCAUUGCAAAUGUUGGUAAUUUGAAAUAUUUCAAAUCAAUAAUAAUAUUAUUAUUAAUAUUAAUACUAUUAUUAUUUAAUAUUAUACAUUAGGCUGGUUACACACACACACACACAACACACACACACACACACACACACACACACACACACACACACACACACACACACACACACACACACACACACACACACACACACACACACACACACACACACACACACACACACACACACUUUUUAAAAUGUACAUUUUUGAAUGUAAAAUCUUUUUGUCAUCCUAUUAGAAUAAACAGAUAGACAGUUUGUCAAGUCCCAUCUGAUACAAUUCAUAAGAAAAAACUCAAAUGUCCAAAAAUCGAUGUGGGUAGAACUGGCUCGAACCCUUCUUAAUUGCUUAUUGAUUUCUAUGCAAGAGAAAACUAAAAGAUAUCUCUUUUCAGUUUUAUAAAAUUAAUGAAACAUAGCGAGUGAAAGCAUUUCUUGAACAUCUCACGAGUGCUUCAAUGAACUUAUAAAACUGUUGUAAACACCAUCUCUGACCACUAAAACAAAAUAGGCUACAGCAUAAUAUCAAAUUGCUGACUUAGGUUGCAAAUCAACCAACUAGCCUAUGUGGAAAAAGAUUGAAAUAACUUGUGUAGUGUAUUAUUUGAAGUUAAUUAAACAUUUCAUAGGUGAAAAAAAUUCUAAUGAAUAAGUGUACUAACAUACAUAGGUAUGUAUUUAUUGCAAACCCAAUUUCAAAUAGUUUUAUUUAUACGUUAACACAAGACAAGUUUGACAAAUUUUCUAUGUGAUCACUUUUUGUUGCACAUAAAAUAUCUAGACGAUAUUCAAUUUCACGCCAUACACAGUCGUUCUGGAGUGAUGUCUUGGAAUAUGGCUUCAAUUUCUCCGUUUUACUCGUGGUUCAUCGAUAUUACAUAACUUCCUCGCAUACAACUUAUUUUUCACGGCCAUACUCUAAACGAAAACAUCUUUAAACGGUAAUAACCGAUUCGCUUUCUUGAAACCACAGAAACAGAAUGCACAUAGCUUUAUCCUGAUGCUCUCUCUGUCACCCCCAACAUUGAGCCGACUGUGUCAACCCCCUCCAUCGAGUCAGCUGUGUUUCUAUGAAGGUCAUCACAAAUUAUAAUGGAAGCUACACCAAUGUUUUCCACAAAAAAAAGGCGCGCUAUCACUAUUUGUUAUCUUUUUAUCCACCUAUGAAAUGUGUCCUAUAGAAAUCUAUGCUUACCCUGUAUAUUAAAUAAAAUAUUCUAAUGUUAAAUUUAACUUUAAAUAAUAUUUUAUAUUUGGAGUAUUUGUGACAAAAUUGAGAAAUAUAAGAAGUACAGGAAUCUGGAUAAUAAAUAAUAUAGUGAGAUCCACGUCAUAAAGUCAGUACCUGAUUAACAUAGGGUUGCUAUCCUUGUCUGUCAUUAGACACAAAGCAAACAGCUCUAUCUUUCUCAGGUUUGCCAAGUUAUGAAGAAAUAUAAUGAACCACCAGAAUAAUAAAUCGCAAUUUAAAAAAUUAAUUAUUUUUCCUUGGUGAUUAUUUAAUUUAUUUAUUAAAUAUUACAUAUUUGAGAUGGAAUUAGCCAUUUUUAAUCUAUACUAUAAUAAAGGAAAGAACUGGCUUAUACACAUAUGGGAUAUAGGGAAAUUAUGUUUGAUGCAUCAUCACCUCUGAACUAUUAAAUUGAUUAACUUGAAAUUUGCAUGAAG